Molecule: messenger RNA, 1632 nt
Organism: Camponotus floridanus (Florida carpenter ant)
Lineage: Eukaryota; Metazoa; Arthropoda; Insecta; Hymenoptera; Formicidae
Product: zinc finger protein 277
Exons: 8
Coding region: 295-1482 (395 amino acids)
Source: RefSeq, a predicted model, not a curated record
AAGAUCGGACUAUGAAUACCGGCCUAUGUAAUGUUUGAUUAUGUUUACGAGAUCUAUUAAUGACACAGAAUAUAUAAAUUUAAUAAGAUUUCGUGUCCAACCUCAAAUCUGCAAAAUGCAUAUAUUUCUCGAUAUUAGAAAGUGAAAUUUAUUGUUAAAGUAUAAUUUGAGAAUAAUUUAUUGUCAGCAAGAUUUUUUGCGGCAAAAUAGUGUUUGCAAAUUUUGACAGAAUAUAAAUCGUAAUACAGAAACUUCUAUUAAAUUUUGAUAUUAAUAUAUUAUACUUUAUACACAAUGUAUAAAUCUCAAUUUGUUGGUCUGGAUGAUAAACCGUGCGAUACAAAAUGCCUGUUAUGCGAUUGCAUAUUUGUCCUUCCGACAAAUGAAACUGACUUUCUCACACAUUUAUUCAAGUCGCAUCGUCUCGUUAUAGCGGAUGUUACGAAAAUAGCUAGUUUGAAAAGUUAUAUACAUUACUGGAGUGUAAAGUUUAAGGAGGCACCAUUGACAGCUUAUUGUACAACAUUGUUAAUGAAUUGUACACCAGAUGGUCAGCCAAGUAAAAAUGAACAUUAUUUUUUGCUCUCUGACUGUUUGUCAGAGGACAAAACUUUGAGAAAUGAAAUACAUCAGGCUAAAUUAGAAUUGGCAUUAGCGCAACAAGAAGAUGAGCGUGCGGAUAAAAGUUUUAAGCGUGGUUGCAUGUUUUGCCGUACAGAAUUCUGUGGAUCACGUAUUACAUAUAUAAAACAUCUUUUUCAAAAGCACAAUCUUUAUCUUGGCAAACCAGAAAAUUUAGUAUUCGUCGAUGAGCUUUUGGACAAAAUUCAGAAUAAUAUUGAAAAUUUAAUAUGUAUUUAUUGUGAGAAAAUAUUUAAAGAUCGUACGGUAUUAAAGGAGCAUAUGCGAAAAAAAUUCCACAAGUGCAUAAAUCCUCAUAAUAAAAUGUAUGAUAAAUUUUAUAUAAACAAUUAUUUAGAGUCAGGAAUAAUCUGGAAGCAAGGACAGCCAAAUUCAGGAAAGAAUCUGGAUCUAGGAGAUAGUAGUAGUGAAAAUGAAGAUGAGGAAACUUCAUGGUCUGAUUGGAGUGGCGAAUCUAUUGAAAUAAUAUGUUUAUUAUGUAAUUAUGGCAAUAAUGAAUUUGUCUAUACCUUAAGACAUAUGAAAGAAGUUCAUAAUUUCGAUUUUGAAGAAACAGUCAAAGAUUUGACUUUUUAUCAAAAGGUAAAAGUAGUUAAUUAUAUAAAGAGACAAAUUCAAUUAGAACAAUGUAUUUUCUGUGAAGCAAAAUCAGAUAAUGUCUUAGAACACAUGAAGACUCAACAACAUUGUAAAAUUCCUGCAGAGAAAGUCUGGAAUCAACCAGAAUAUUAUUUUCCUAUGUCAGAAAAUGAUUCAUUUUUAUACAAUCUCGAUGCAACUAGUAAGAGCGAUGAAGAAAAUGAUUCUGAGAGUCUUACUGAAGCAAUGUCUAAUUUAUAAUGUUUUCUUUUAAAAUAAUUUCUCUCUUGAGAUAAUUUGAAGUUCUACUAACUCAUAAAUAAUCAGUUCACUAUCAGUUUGUGAAAAAUGUUAUAUAUAUGUACUAAAAGAAUUUUGUUGUAUACUCUCUUGCUGUUAUUAUAUAAUAAA